Drosophila obscura is the source of this 3834-nucleotide messenger RNA. RefSeq lists its product as uncharacterized. The transcript is spliced from 7 exons. The record is from RefSeq and is a predicted model, not a curated record. Gene Ontology annotation, biological process: tRNA methylation. Gene Ontology annotation, molecular function: RNA binding; tRNA (guanine) methyltransferase activity. Bases 211 to 3696 code for a protein of 1161 amino acids. NCBI's taxonomy places the organism in Eukaryota, Metazoa, Arthropoda, Insecta, Diptera, Drosophilidae.
AUUGGGCGGCAUGCUGAUACGGAUUGUGGGUGGUUGCAAAGUACCAAUAAAUACAAUGCGCACGGGGGAGUUGCAGCCAAUUGUGAAAUAUUUGCAUCCCAGACAGGAAGUGUUCGCUUGCAGCGCGCCAGAGACUUGUAGAGCUGCAGAAACUUGUAGAGUGCCAGGAGGAGGAGGCUGACCUUGAAAGAGAAUAAGUGAAAAGAAGCAAUGGUUCUGCCGGGUACCAAAGCCACGACGGCGACAGGCUCGCACGCGGUCGUUCAGGCCCUCGAAUUGUAUAUUCAAAAUCAAAAUUUGCAAGGAGAUAUUGCCGAAUUGGAUGACAUGCUAUACGACCUGGUGGACAUGCACAAGGAUAACGAGGUGGCCUUGAAAAAAGUGCUGCAGUGCAUAUAUAAUUUGAUGCAGGCCAACACCAAGUGGAAUGUCCGAUUCGGCGCAAAGGUGUUUCACAAGCUUGUUGCGGUCGUGAUUUGCGCCAACAGGGAGGAUACAGCUGCCCGCCGUCAACUGGUGGCAAAUGUGCUCGUUUGCGUGCAACAGCAUCAGCGAAAGCUUCCCGGCACUGACGGCAAGUACCUGCUGGAGCAGCUUUGGUGUCUUAGCUUGAGCCGCGACCGUCAGCCAUAUGUGGCGCAAAUUCUGCUCCACCUGUUUGAUGACUUCUUUGCGAAGCUGGGAAUCGAAUUUUGCCAGAAGCUUUUCGACAUCAUACAGAAUCUAUUGCAGUCGGACAUGCGUGAGGACCGCCGUUCUGCGUGCUUUGUCAUGAGAAAGAUACUUGAGAUUGAUGAGGCGCGCAAAGGCGAUGCACAGCCGAAGAUACUCGAGCCCCUCAAGUGCAGCGAAAGUCAGUGGUCCGCCUAUGUGGACAUUACGGAGAAUCUAGAGGAGCAGCAGUCGCACCUGGUGCUGCCCACCCUGAGUACUCUGCUGCCGCGUCUGGCCCUCAUGUCGCCGGACAUGAGUGACGACUGGGUGGGCUGGUUGCGCAUCUUGUGCAUCCGUCUCUUGCAGGAUAACAAUAUAUUGGUGUUGAAAUGGACGCUCAAAUACUUUCUCAACAAGCUCAGCCUUGGCUGGGUAGUUAGUGUUGAUCUGAUCUAUGAUCUCCUAGCGGCCACUAACAGAACGCAGCUGUUCAAUUGGGAGGCCAAAGACCACCUGUCGGAGAAGCAAACAAUUGACUUUAUGGGAGGUGGAAGCGUAGAGGUAUUAAUGGAGCCACUGGCAGCAAUUCCCUGGCACUGUGUCCCAUUGCUGCACUGGCUGCGCUGCAUCCAUCCGGAUCAGGUGCCCACUGUUGGCAAGGAAUUGCUCUACAAGCUAUGCGCCCGAGUCCGCAUCUUGCAGAAUACCAAACUGAGAAUCUUAGUUAACGCGCGGCUGGUUUUCCUCUUCCAUGACACAAUUGAGGGUCUCAACUUGGGCGAUUAUAUGAUGUUUGUGGAGUCGCUAUUUAAUACCAGCGAUGGCUAUAAGGACCACGCUCGCUUGAUAGACAAAAUCAACAAAUGCAAAAACUUUGGGGCCCAUCUGCCGUACUUCAGCAGUCGUUGCUUUUACAUUAUAUGCCCAGAUGCUAAGCUGUUGCGCGCAUUUUUAUGGCAAUUACAAGGCGUACCCAAGGCGCAGCACGGUUGGUGGCGCCUUGCCCCUGUCUUCGUGGGCAGCAACUCCACCGAGAUCCACGAUGAGUACGCGUUCUACUGUGCUGUGUAUGGUUUUGAUCCGCUAUUGACCAAACCUGGGGCCAUGACUCUCGAACAGAUGCAGCAGCAUUUGCUCGAUAGGUUCAAUUGCGAGUCGAGGGAGGAGAGGUCGUUUGUGCUUGAGCAUUCUGUGGAUCUAUUCGUUGAAAUCAACUUUAAAAAUUGGGCCCAGAUAGAAAAGAAUAACUUACAACCCCUGGAUCUGUUGGAUAAGGGCACCAUAAUUACAUUUUCCCGUCUAUGCUGGCUGUUGGCACGCCAGAGAGAGCGAUUGGCAGACGAUAGCAUGAUAUUGCCAGCUCUGAUUGACCGUUUGGCCAGAUGCAACAGAGCCAACGCCAAUACCUAUGCUCGAUAUAUCCUCAAGUACGCCAAUGCCUUUUUGACGCAAGAAAAUUAUGAGAUUGUCGUGAAGGAUUUGCUGCAACAACGACCCAGUUCCCUCGAAGCGUUCGAGAACUUUACAUUGCCGAUGCCCCUGGUCCUGAGAGAAUUGCUUCAUGGAGAGACCAGCACUGGAGAUGCACGCAUUGAGGCCGCCGAAAUUUACCGCAUUGCGAAUAUCUUUGACGAUGAUGCGUUUAGUCGAUCGAGAUUUUUAAGCACCGCAUUCCAUCUACGUGACGAUACUCGCGAUGUGAACGGACUCUUCCAGGAACUGCUGUGGACCAACAAGGAGCUGUCGGCGAAGAAGCCGCGCUAUUUUGAGAACUCAAAGGAGCACAGAACCAAAAUGCGCAUUUGCAAGGCUCUGCUAUUCCUGGGCUCACCCGAUCUUGUCAAGUGGUCGGAUCUACUGUGGGAGGCACUGUUGUGGGCCAAUGACCAACUGAAUAUAAGCUACAUGUACGAGUGUCUGGUGUCUAAUAUGUUGCCAAGCAUUGAUCCACUACUGGAUAAGCUGUCGCAGAUUCAGAGCUUCACGGCCGGUCAACAUUUGUCGCUCACCAGCGUGGCCCAUCUGUACUGCAUGGCCAAUUGGGAAAGCCUAGAUACAGAUAAGUUGAAUGCCAUUUUUGCGGCACUCUUGCCGCUCACCAUGGGAUCUCACUUUCAAACGCGUGUGCUCGCCCAACUGGUGCUGCACAAGCUGGCGGAAAAGUGCGAGACAAGCGGCAUUCAGAUGCCAAUAGCCGUUGCCCUGAAGACAUCGAUUGAAGCCACGUUUGGCGACAAGUUCGAUGAACUGCGAAAGGAGCCACGUCUCGUGCUAUCUCUGGUUAUGAAGAGCCAGCAUCUAAGUCCCUGUUUUGCGGCAGAGUCCAUCCUCUAUAUGACGCAUGCACCCUUCGAUGAAUGCAUAAGACCGGCAGUGCUCAAUGGAACGUCUGUGUUCGAGGACACUCUCAAGGCCAUUCGUUCGUUCUUCAAGAGCAAGAAGGCUGGAUCAUUGGCAGAGCCAACAUUCCUGGACAGUGUCGGUGCCAUCAACGGAAACGUACAGAGAAAAAUGAAUCCCAUUGCCGAUAUAUAUCCGGAGGCUGAUUUGGUCAAAUGCACAUGUGGUGUAGACACAACUAAGCAGCUGGUGGUAGUGGCUUCCCUGAUCGACAAGCUGCCCAAUCUGGGCGGUCUGGCGCGCACCUGUGAGGUUUUGGGCGUCCAGACCUUGGCUGUGGGCAACAAGGCCCUAACGGGAAAGAGCGAUUUCACCAACUUAAGCAUGACCGCUGAGAAGACGCUGGACAUUAUCGAGCUGAAGCCCAGUUAUAUUGGUGAAUUUCUGAUGGCGAAACAAAUGGAGGGCUUUAGAGUUGUCGGGGCCGAGCAGACCGCUCACAGCGUUAGUUUCGCCAACUUUAAGUUCCCCAAAAAGUGUGUCCUACUGCUGGGGCACGAGAAGCAUGGGAUACCAGCGGAUCUGAUUGGUUUCCUGGACUAUGCCGUGGAAAUACCACAAUUUGGAGUGGUGCGCUCACUCAACGUCCAUGUCACAGGGUCCCUAUUUAUUUGGGAAUAUUGCAAGCAGCAUUUUUUCUAAAGAAUAAGAAUCCAGUUAAUGUCUAAAAAUGAAUAUUUUUUUUGUAGUGCUCGUUGCGACUUUGCCCGUUGGCAAGUAAGCCUCACUAUAAGCAUUUUUAAAUGCACUUAUAUUAUCACAAUUCAGUAGUAGUAGUAG